AUGCAGAACGGACGCCGAAGUGUUGGCCCCCCGCCCACCAAUGUCCUCACUUGCACAUGUAUCUACAAAUUCGCGGCUCACACUGAGCGUGAACUUCCAAUGAAUAAAGGAGACAUCAUUCGAAUUCAUCGCGAGAUCGACACGAAUUGGCUGGAGGGCGAGCGAAAUGGUCGGGUCGGCAUCUUUCCGCGCAGUUACGUGCAGGUCGAGUCCGAAUUCGAACGAUGUCCAGUGAAAUACCGUGCCGUCUACCCCUUCACCGCCCGCAACGCCAACGAGAUGUCGUUGAAAGUGGGCCAAUUGGUGACGUUCCGACGGGAAAUUGACACAAACUGGAUGGAAGGAACGAAUCAUCUUGGCGAGAUCGGCAUCUUCCCUGGGUGCUAUGUGCGAAGGCAGGAGGAUACUGAUAUCGUGCCCACAAUGGCACCUGAUCGUCCCAAGACACCACAUGCCACCCUACAACGGCGAAUCCCGGAACAGCCGCAUGAAAGGACGCCCGACGAACCGACGCUUUGUUUACCACAUCCGGUGGCCCAGGAAAUGCCGGUGCUGCAGAAUGGCUACGGCGUAUCGAAAGAGGUUCCAAUUGCCGUGUCUGGCUACUCAACAAAUCAUACGCUCCAAAAUGGCAUCGAUCGCAGCCGAAGAUAUGAUGAUUACGACGCCCACAACGAUAAACUGAACGAGUGGAGCAACCGUAAGCAGGCACUUUCUCAACCCUCGGCGGCCCCGCCAGCCAGCCUUGUGCCCCAGAAUUCUGAAACUUUCCGGGCCCUCUACCCGUAUCGUCCGGCCAAUGAGGACGAGCUGGAGUUGCAGGUGAACGAUAUUGUGUUCGUCGUCGAGAAAUGUGAUGACGGCUGGUUUAUCGGCACCCUGCUACGUACCGGUCAAUUCGGCACGUUCCCCGGCAACUACGUCGUCAGGCAU
Molecule: messenger RNA, 933 nt
Organism: Mesorhabditis spiculigera
Lineage: Eukaryota; Metazoa; Nematoda; Chromadorea; Rhabditida; Rhabditidae
Source: the annotation of a GenBank genome assembly